AUGUGCUACACGCAAGUUUCUGCAGGAAAUCAACAUUCAGUCCUUCUGCGAAGUGAUGGGAGUGCCGUUGCUUGCGGAUGCAACAGGUAUGGACAAUGCGACAUUCCACCUUUGGAGGAUGGUAUGUGCUACACCCAAAUUUCUGCAGGAGCUAGUCAUUCAGUGCAUUUACGAAGUGAUGGGAGUGCCGUUGCUUGCGGAUGGAACAGGUAUGGACAAUGCGACAUUCCACUUUUGGAGGAGGGAAUGUGCUACACCCAAGUUUCUGCAGGAAUUGCUCAUUCAGUGCUUCUGCGAAGUGAUGGGACAGCCGUUGCUUGCGGCAUGAAUGAUGAUGGACAAUGCGACAUUCCACCUUUGGAGGAGGGAACGUGCUACACUCAAGUUUCCGCAGGACAUGGUCAUUCAGUGCUUCUGCGAAGCGAUGGGAGUGCUGUUGCUUGCGGAAUGAACGCUGUUGGACAAUGCAGCAUUCCACAUUUGGAGGAAGGAACGUGCUACACGCAAGUUUCCGCAGGAUAUGAUCAUUCAGUGCUUCUGCGAAGUGAUGGGAGUGCUGUUCCUUGCGGCAUGAACGAUGAUGGACGAUGCAACAUUCCACCUUUGGAGGAUGGUAUGUGCUACACCCAAAUUUCUGCAGGAGCUAGUCAUUCAGUGCUUUUACGAAGUGAUGGGAGCGCUGUUGCUUGUGGAAUGAACGAUCAUGCACAAUGCGACAUUCCACUUUUGGAAGAUGGAAUGCGCUACACCCAAGUUUCUGCAGGAUUUGCUCAUUCAGUGCUUCUGCGAAGUGAUGGGAGCGCCGUUGCUUGCGGAUUAAACCAUGAUGGACAAUGCAACCUUCCACCUUUGGAGGAAGGAAUGUGCUACACGCAGGUUUCUGCAGGAUAUGAACAUUCAGUGCUUCUUCGAAGUGAUGGGAGUGCUGUUGGUUGCGGAUCGAACGAUGAAGGACAAUGCGACAUUCCUCCUUUGCAGGAGGGAAUGUGCUACACUCAAGUUUCUGCAGGAAUUGCUUAUUCAGUGCUUCUGCGAAGUGAUGGGAGCGCUUUUGCUUGCGGCAUGAAUGAUGAUGGACAAUGCGACAUUCCGCUUUUGGAGGAGGGAACGUGCUACACUCAAGUUUCCGCAGGAGGAUAUCAUUCAGUACUUCUGCGAAGUGAUGGGAGUGCUGUUGCUUGCGGAUUGGACCAUGAAGGACAAUGCAACAUUCCCGUGUUUGCAACCGGUAGCUACCUUUUUGUUUGUGGCAAAGACUACAUUCUGCAAUUGGGCGCAGCCCUGGAAGAUGAUGGAGCGGUCCUGACAUGCUGUGAUUUGGCCGGACAUGAGGUAUUGCAAUUGAGAGUAAAAGCGUCUGACCUGGCCUGGGAGACUCACAAGCGCAUUGCCAGUGACUUGCAGGUCACGCUUUGUGAGAUUGACUGGGCCACUGCUGAGGAGAGCUGUUUCACUUGGGCCAUGUGGAGUGUUGCCAGAGCCUUGAGCCGCUUCGCGGCCGCCUUGGAGAAGAGCUUCGGCAGCAUCGGGCAAGCAGGCAAGCAACUGGGUGCCUUGGACGGUCAAACAUCGAACCGGGCGGUGCUGUCGUCCCACCAAAACGCGCGGAGACCGCGCUACACCGAGCGCGGUGGCGGUCAAUUGGAGGAGUUUGAGUGGCUUUCCCACAUGAUUGACCACCUGCCGCGUCCUGGCGACCGAGUGGCACCUGGCGCAGAGACGUCUCCUGGCCGCCAGCUCGAGCCGGUCCCAAGGGUUGAGACGCGUCCCAUGUGUCGUCGCGGCUUCCGCGAGUCCGGCUUCGGUCGACCCCUGGCAGCGCCCGACAGCGAACGCCCAGUGCGCCUCUGCGGGAGGAGGCAAUGUGCUACACCCAAGUUUCUGCAAGAGGUCGUCAUUCAGUGCUUCUGCGAAGUGAUGGGAGUGCUGUUGCUUGCGGAGGGAACGAUCAUGGUCAAUGCGACAUUCCGCCUUUGGAGGAAGGAAUGUGCUACAAGCAAGUUUCUGCAGGAUAUCUGCAUUCUUUGCUUCUGCGAAGUGAUGGGAGGGCUGUGGCUUGCGGGUCGAACCGUUAUGGACAAUGCAACAUUCCACCUUUGGAGGAGGGAAUAUGCUACACCCAAGUUUCUACAAGAGGUCGUCAUUCAGUGCUUCUGCGAAGUGAUGGAAGUGCUGUUGCUUGCGGAGGGAACGAUCGUAGACAAUGCAACAUUCCAGCUUUGGAGGAAGGAAUGUUCUACACGCAAGUUUCUGCAGGAGAGGCUCAUUCAGUGCUUCUGCGAAGUGAUGGGAGUGCUGUUGCUUGUGGAGGGAACAAUCGUGGACAGUGCAACAUCCCAGCUUUGGAGGAAGGACUUUUCUACACGCAAGUUUCUGCAGGAGAGGCUCAUUCAGUGCUUCUACGAAGUGAUGGGAGUGCUGUUGCUUGCGGAUGGAAUUAUGAUGGACAAUGCAACUUUCCACCUUUGGAGGAGGGAAUGUGCUACACGCAAGUAUCUGCAGGAUAUGAUCAUUCAGUGCUUCUGCGAAGUGAUGGGAGUGCUGUUGCUUGCGGAAUGA
Molecule: messenger RNA, 2559 nt
Organism: Durusdinium trenchii
Lineage: Eukaryota; Dinophyceae; Suessiales; Symbiodiniaceae
Source: the annotation of a GenBank genome assembly